AAGCCCAGCCCCGUUUUUGCGAAACUUGGCCUUGCUUCUUUUUCAUGGAAAAGUUAAAAUCUCUGGAAGUUGGAAAACCUCAAAACCCAAAAGGGAAAUGGAGUUUGCCAACAAAUUGGUGGGGCUAGCAAGCAGAGCAGCCAACAACAACGUGGUGAUCGAUGUGUGCUUGGUCACAUCAUUUGCGGUAUUAGGCAUUCGAUCUCUGAACCAGCAAAAUGUUAUUGAAUCCUUGGAAGCCCAGAAAGAUUCCUUGACCAAAUCUAACAAAGCCCUCAAAAAGGUUAUGUGGGAUUGGAAGCAGCAGCUCUUCGCCGAAGCGUCCUCCCCUUCUCCUCUUGUCCCUCUCGAUUCCCUCAAAGCUAUCUAUGGUGAAUCCCCAACUCCUCCAACCGGAGAUUCUGCAAAAGGUGUAAAAUCACCACCAGCGAAGUUCGUUGUUUGAACUCUGAAUUGGAUUUUAGUAAUCUUUGCGAGGAAGCUAGAACUUUUGGGUAUUUGCAUAGUUGAGAGAAUCAAAUCAACCAAUCAACAGAUUUAGAGAAGAGUGGAAUUUUCCUGCCUUAGCCUCUUAAAAAUCGAAGAAAUAAAUGUUGUAGUAUUCAUAUAUACUGAAAGCUCGAAAGAAUUGUCUUUGUCGUAAAGAAAUAAAGAGUCGAAGAGCUUGUGUUCUUGGUAAAGAAAACAAAUGAAGACUAAAGCAUCUGCAAAAAUUCCCAUGGGGAAGAUAAACUCUAGCAGGAAAAGACUUCAUGUCUUGUAAAGCAAAAGCAAGGAAGUAAAAAGAGAACAUGGGUUUAAAAGAGUAAAAGUAAUAAACUAGGAGACCUAAGAGAGUUAGCAAGGUGAAAGUCACGGGAAUCGCUGGCUAUUUCGUGGCCUUUUGUUCUAAAAAAAUAAUUUGCUAAUGCCAGGUUCAUGAUGCUGAAAAACAGAUUUCUUUAGUUAUAUUAUAUGUUUAUUUAUAUGGUCUAAUUCGUAAUUAUGCCGUCAGUCCAUGUAUUCUUUGAAAUUUAGGCCUUAUUUGAUUUAAGGUUAAAAUCUGUCACUCUUCAUAAAUUUAAAAUUUAGUCCAUUUACUUUUAUUUUUAAGAA
Messenger RNA from Gossypium arboreum, 1095 nucleotides. RefSeq lists its product as uncharacterized. The coding region runs from base 98 to 445 and encodes 115 amino acids. NCBI's taxonomy places the organism in Eukaryota, Viridiplantae, Streptophyta, Magnoliopsida, Malvales, Malvaceae. The record is from RefSeq and is a predicted model, not a curated record. Gene Ontology annotation, cellular component: mitochondrion. The transcript has 4 exons.